UGGUUUCCAUUAACUUUUCAUUAUUUUCCAAUGGCAUUGAGCACCCAAAGAGCCUCUGCAUCUUUUCUCUCGAAUGAAUCAACUCCUCGAUGGAAGUAUGAUGUGUUUUUGAGUUUUAGGGGUGUAGACACCCGUAAGGGUUUUGUAUCCCAUUUAUACCAUGAAUUGUGGGAGUGCCAAGGAAUUACUACUUUCUUUGACGAUCAAGAGCUAGAAGAAGGAACAAGUAUUCCUCUUGAGCUCCUGAGUGCGAUCAAAGAAUCGCAUAUUGCAAUCGUUGUUCUCUCACCAAACUAUGCUUCUUCCAAAUGGUGCUUGGAUGAACUUACAACCAUUCUUCAGUGCAUGGAAGCCAGGAACUCAGUUCUGCCGGUUUUUUAUGAGACAGAUCCAUCUAACGUUGGAAAUCAAAGGGGGUCUUUUGCCAAAGCCUUUGCUGAGCAUGAAGAAAAGUUCACUAGUACCGAAGAGAAAAAGAAGGUGACCCAAUGGAGAGAAGAUCUAAAAAAAGUAUCCAAAAUUUCUGGGUGGCAUUCGAAGGAAUCUAAGUGUGAAAGGGAGCUUAUUGAAAAAAUUGUCCAAAGCGUGUGGAGGAAAGUGCAAUCGACAUUCACGUUGUCAAACUCCUCACAGAAAUUUGUUAGGGUUACUUCUAGGCUUGAGCAAUUAAGUCUGCUAUUAGCUCAUGAUGCCAAUGAUGUUCGUUUUAUAGGGAUAACGGGGAUGGGUGGCAUCGGUAAGACAACCCUUGCUAAGCUAGCUUAUGAUAAAAUCUUCCAUCAUUUUGAAGUUCAUUGCUUUCUUGGCAACAUUAGAGAGGUUUCUAAAAUAAACCGUACUCUAAUUGGCCUUCAAAAAAGACUUCUUUUUCCAAUGUUGAAGGCAAAGAUUGAAGAAAUUUGGGAUGAAGAGUGCGGAAUCAUUUUCAUUAAGAAGUGCUUACGCAAUAAAAAGGUUCUUCUUGUCCUUGAUGAUGUGGAUGAUUUAAAACAACUUGAAGUACUGGCUGGAAAUCAAAGUUGGUUUGGUAUGGGAAGUAGAAUUGUGAUUACGACUAGAAAUGAAGGGUUGCUGGUCCAACAUGGUAUAGCAACAUCAUAUAAGAUGCAGGGGUUGAAUGACUGCGAAGCACUUGAGCUCUUUUGUCUGAAUGCCUUUAUGAAAGAACAACCCGAGGAAGAUUUUUUGGAACUCUUUGAGCAUUUCCUAAAAUAUGCCAGAGGCCUUCCACUAGUUCUUAAAACACUAGGGUCUUUUUUGUAUACGAGAGGUCAAGAUGCAUGGAACAGUAUGUUGGAAAAUAUUCAUAGAAUCCCUAAUCCAACAAUUUUCAAUUCACUCAAAAUCAGUUAUGACGGACUAGAGGACAUGGAGAAGAGAGUUUUUCUUGAUGUUGCAUGUUUCCAUAAAGGGAAGUGCAUGCAGCAACUUUUUCGAAUACUAGACAAUUCAUUUGAAAUUUCUAGUAGUGUUGUGAUAGAUCUACUAAUUGAAAAAUCUCUCUUAACUAUUGAAGAAUGCUUCCAAUAUGAUAAUUCAGCCCAGUACUGCAUAGGUAUGCAUGAUUUGAUACAGGAAAUGGCAUGGACUAUUGUUGGUCAAGAGUCUAAAGAGUCUGGUCUACGCAGUAGAUUGUGGCUUCUCAAUGACAUUAUCCAUAUACUCACGACCAAUACGGGAACGAGAGCUAUUGAAGGUAUAGUCUUACAGUUACCCGAAAUAGAAGAGGUAGUGCAUUGGAAUUGUGAAGCCUUCUCUACUAUGCAUGGAUUGAGGUUUUUAGAAUUCGACAAUUUGAUCAUUUCUUCAAGUCCCAAAUUUCUUCCAUGUUCCUUGAGAAUUAUGAUUUGGAGUUGGUAUCCUUCCAAGUCUCUUCCACCAAGCUUUCACCCACGUUUCCUUACUGAACUAAGAAUGCCUCAUAGCAAACUUGUUCGUUUAUGGGAUGGAAAAGAGAACUUCCCCAAGUUGAAAUAUAUUGAUCUGAUUAAGUCAAAUAAAUUGAUCGGCACCCCAGAUUUCACUGGUAUUCAAAAUCUCGAGGAGUUGGUUCUUGAGGAUUGUACGAAGUUAGUUGAGAUUCAUCUAUCUAUUGCAGUUCUUAAAAAACUUAAAGUUUUGAAUCUUCGUGGCUGUAAAAGUAUUAAGAGACUCCCAAGUGAGGUAGAAAUGGAUUCUCUUGAAUAUUUAGAUCUUACCGAAUGCUCCAAAGUGAAAAGGAUUCCAGAAUUUUCGAACCAGAUGAGAAGUUUGUCCAAGCUUUUAUUAGGUGGGACUGCGAUUGAGAAAUUACCUUCAUCGAUUGGACAUCUGGUUGGACUUACUGUACUGGGUAUCAUUAAAUGCAGAAAUCUGUUGGAUAUUCCUAUUGAGAUUUGUAAUUUGAAAUCUCUUAAAAGGCUGCUAAUCGGCCGAAGUUUGAAAAUCGAAAAACCCCCAGGGAAAAGCGGUAUAAGAGAGCCGUUUGUUUAUAUGAAAAAUCUGAGAUCUCAUUGGUUUGGUGGAUCAAUUGCUAAACCAAGGGAUGAUUGGGGCCUUCUCCGCUUACUUGGAAUUAGAAAGAGCGAUGAGCCUUGUUGGGGUUUGGUGUUAUCUUCUUUAUAUCAUUUCCGUUGUCUGGAGGACUUACAGCUACGUUAUUGUGAUCUUGGUGAAGGUGAUAUCCCUGAUGAUAUUGGUUGCUUGUCCUCUUUACGAAAGUUAAAUCUUUGUGGAAACAAUUUUGUUACCCUUCCAGCAAGCAUCAAAUGCCUUUCUCGACUUGAGUCUCUUUGUUUGGAGGCGUGCGAAAGACUUGAGCAACUGCCAGAUCUUCCAUCAAAUAGCAAAUUACUCGUAAAUGUAAAUCAUUGUACUUCAUUGAAAAGGUUGUCGGAUCCAUCCAAGUUGGGCAGCAGAUUCGCCAAUUUGUAUGAUUUUAAUUUCAGUUCUAUGAAUUGCAUUACACUGGUGGAAGAUGGAGACUGGAUUAAUACAAUAUAUUCAAGGAUCGUGAAAUACGCCACUCAGGGACUCUUUCUUGAUUGGUACAAUAAUUAUAUUGUAUGCCCCGGAAAGGUGAUUCCGAAGUGGUUCAACAAUCAAACUGUGGGACAUUCGCUAAAUGUGGAGCUACCUCCCCAAUCAUGUAGCAGCUGGAUGGGGAUUGCUUUUUGUGUUGUUUUUGCACAAGAUAAGGAAACCUUGGGAAUUCCAGCUGGCCUUCUCUAUUAUCAAUGCAGGAUUCGGGAUUCACCUUGGACUAGAUGUACGCAUUGGUAUCCUGAUAUAAGGCCUCUUGUGUCGGAACACCUUUGGGUAUUCUUUUUACGUCACGUAAUAUGUCAUCAAGAACAGUUUCUAUUUGAAACUUGUUAUUGCGAACCGGGUAUGACUGAACCCAAAGGAGGCUUGAAUAUGGUGAAGAAGUGUGGGGCUCGUUUGGUGUACAAGAAAGAUUUGGAAGAACUCAACCGAACACUGAAAAUCUUGAAACGAACACAUGACUAUUGUGAAGAGGCAGCUUCAAGUCAAAGUCCUACUUUUGAAGAACAUACCCGCAAAAGGCAGAAGGAAGACGAAUAAUUGUUUUAUGUUUUGUUAACCAUUCAAUGCCUCAGAGCUGUACUCGAAAGCUUUUCUCAGAAUCCAUAUUAGUAAGUCACCAUCUCAAUCCCAGCAUAACCUACAUAAUAUCUGAGUAUUAUUUUUUUCCUCUUUUGAGCUAUAAAAUUUUAAUUUCCUAGCCAUGCAGAUUGGAGAGCUUAAGCAAAAUUAAUAAUGCAAGACUAUCGAUGUUAUAGAAAUUAACACAAGCACUAAUUGUUCAGUUGAUCUCUUUCUCU
Messenger RNA from Malus domestica (apple), 3824 nucleotides. RefSeq names its product TMV resistance protein N-like. The record is from RefSeq and is a predicted model, not a curated record. Gene Ontology annotation, molecular function: ADP binding. Gene Ontology annotation, biological process: signal transduction; defense response. NCBI's taxonomy places the organism in Eukaryota, Viridiplantae, Streptophyta, Magnoliopsida, Rosales, Rosaceae.